Molecule: messenger RNA, 4223 nt
Organism: Neolamprologus brichardi
Lineage: Eukaryota; Metazoa; Chordata; Actinopteri; Cichliformes; Cichlidae
Source: RefSeq, a predicted model, not a curated record
GUCAUUAGCAACAACAAACGCACCUGCUUAAAUGAGCGCGGAGCUCAGCUGCGCUCUCCUUGUUGUUGUUUCGCUUUGGGUCCUGAGCACAUUUAACUGUAGUCGCUGGGUAAAGGACAGCUGUCGCCGGUCAGCGGGCUCGCUGUUUAUCGGCUGCUCUGUUUCUUCUGCUCGCCUCCUCCUCUGCAACAUUAAUGGUAGCUUAGCAUGCUAGCAGCCGGCUACGUUGUGGAAUGCAUGUGAAUGGGAGCGCAGUUCCUCUUUGCGUUUAUACCAAAAGAGGUAGUUCUGCCUUUAUUGGCCAACCCCGUGAGAGAUAAAUCCUGAGAGACUUCGCGUAAGGGAUUCAGAAACUGAUAUGGAGCCAACUGCGGGCUGUUUGGAUAUCGGCAGCCUGACCAGCACCUUGCCGGUGAUCCCCCAGAAUAAACUGACUGACCUGUACUACCUGAGCGGAGGGGGCUUCGGCACCGUGUUCAAGGGGAAGCACUCCGACUGGAGGACCACUGUGGCCGUCAAGUGCCUCAAGCUCGACUCUCCAGUUAUAGAAAGAGAAAGGAACUGCCUGCUAAAGGAGGCCGAGGUACUCCACAAAGCCAGGUUCAACUACAUCAUCCAGAUCUUUGGUGUCUGCAAUGAGCCUCGUAUCUUCUGCAUAGUCACGGAGUUCAUGAGCAAUGGAUCUCUGGACCGGUUACUCCAUGAGAAGGACGUGUACCCUGUUCUUGCCUGGCCUUUGCGUUUGAGGAUUCUGUAUGAGAUCGCCCUUGGAGUUAACUUCCUUCACAACAUGAACCCACCCCUCGUACAUCACGACCUAAAGACCCAAAACAUUCUGCUGGAUGGUGAAUUUCAUGUUAAGAUUGCAGACUUUGGCCUAUCGAAGUGGCGACAGCUGUCAGUGAGUAGAGGCUCGGGGUCCAAGCCAGCUGAGGGUACAGUGAUCUACAUGCCCCCUGAGGAGUACGAACCAUCCAAGAGCCGUCGGGCCGACGUGAAGCACGAUAUGUACAGCUAUGCCAUCAUCAUGUGGGAGGUGCUGUCCAGGCAGAUCCCGUUUAAAGGUGCACAUAAGAACAAGAGCAGCAGGAUACUGAGGUCACAGUGUUGUUCAGCCCCAGCAGCCUGUCAGAAGGGGAGUGAGGAGGAAACUCCAAGUAUGCCAAAGGACAGACCCAGCCAGUGGACGGAGGCCACUACAUCAGGCUCGGGGUCUUGUUCCUCUCAGGACACGGACAUAUCUCUACCGGGCCCCCUCUCCAGCAGCAAUGCUGCAUCCGCUAAACCUGUAGAUUGCCUUCCAUCGUCAUUCAUGCCUCACAGUCUGGAGUCUCCACAGUCAUUGAAGGAUGUCUAUGAUAAACCAGGAUGUGGGGAUAAACUGAACGGCUGGACGAAUGAUUUAAACAUACUCAGCAAACCUGAACCAAUCGCCGAAUGUGAGACAAAGCUGGUUAAUGUCUCCCUCAAAGCACAGCCUCAGCCUCAAGGUUACUCUCCUCCACCACGGCACUCUCCUCCUCUGCAAGGUGCCAUCUCCCAGUGGAUUGCAAUCCGGCGUGAGGAAAUUGUCUCCCAGAUGACAGAGGCUUGUCUGAACCAGAGCUUGGACGCCCUGCUGUCCCACUCCAUGCUGAUGAAAGAGGAUUACGAACUGGUGAUCAACCAGCCCACACGCACCGCUAAGGUCCGCCGACUUCUGGACACCUGCGACAAACACAACGAAGACUUCUCCCGCAUCGUCGUCCGCAAGCUGCACGACAACAAGCAGAUGAGCCUGCAGCCGUACCCGCCUGAAAUCAGCUCGCCUAUGGUGGCACCUAGCGCACCGUCACUGUCCAUGUCCUGCAAUAUUCCCAGGAAGAUGUAGCAGCACUCACGGCCAAGACUUCCACAUAAAGAUUGUGCCAACUUGACACUACAACUAACUAUUUCUGGUUCCGUGUCAUCCAGACACUCGCCACGGUUUAGACUGAAGAACAGCUGGUUGAGCAACUAAAGUUACAGGUACAAAAACGUCAUGUGUUACUAUGGACACAUCAACUCAAGAUUUAAGGUUUUAUUCUGUAUGUUUAGAAUCAAAAAGACUUUAACUGAAGCAGUGAUUAUUUUUUUAAUGUUACGGAUUUGAUGUGAAUAUUUAUUUAUAGUCUCUAAGUGACUAUAUUGAGUGGUUUUCACUCUUUUUGGUAUCUAAUGCUUUUUGUCUGAAGACUAUUAGAUUAAUGUUGGCCUGUUUGUGCGAUCAUGUAUCAGUAUUUGCAGAAUGCAAACGUCCUCAUUUAUUUGAUGCAACUAAAGACAGGAGGACUGUUAACUGGAAAACCUGCUGUAAAAAUAAGGUUUAACUCUUCUAGCAAUCUUUAUUCAAGUAUCAUGUAUUUAUGGGUUCUGGUCAUGUUUACGGCCUGAGUGAGCGAGUGUAUUGUUGUUCUAUUUAAGCACAAGGUCUACAGAAAGUUUGAAUAAGUGUUACUUUAAAUAAGUGUUCCUGAACUUUAGCAGCUUUGCCAAACUAAGAGGAAAAGUUGGACUGAGUUGUGACCCAGUGGCAGACUGCAUGGAAAGUUAUUACUCUUCCUCUAUUUAUCGCCAAGCUAAAGAGAGUCACAGGGUCACAAAGUAAAGAGGAAGCUGAGAAGGUAAUACAACACCCAGAAAGAGGGAUGUGGGUAUGUGUGUGUGUGUGUGUGUGUCUGCAUAUAGUGGGUCAUUAAAAUUGGACCAAGUAUGUGCUCACAUUUCUUUCGGUCGGUUCAGUAGCGACCUCACUUCAGAGACUUCAGGCUUAUCUGGAUCUUUCCAGACUUGACCUAUCUUCCACAGACUCUGAGCUGAGAUUACAAAUAAAUGUAUUCCAACUGAGCUUCUCUGCAGUAGCAUAAGAAAAAAAAUCGAAUACAUGAAAAUCCAGCUUUGCUUGUAGCAGAUCUUUAGUUUACCUACGGGCUGCCUAUUCAGCUUAUUUUUCUUGAACGUUGCAACUUUUUUUGCUGUUGCUACGCAGUCUGCUCAAAACAGCAGCAACAUGUUUAUUAAAUCUGUCAGUCACUGACCCGCAAGGCAGAAAACUGUUCAGCAAUCUUGCAUAAGUAUACAAUAAGCAAGUACUGGUUUAUCUGUUACUAUACCUUUGUCUGCCACAGGGCUCUUUGUUAGCUCCUUGACAUAAUAAGCAUAUAUUGUAUGUUCUUUCUGCCAGAAUAUGCUGUAGUUACACAACAGAUAUUUUCUGUUUUAUUAGCGUGUGUGCUCCUGCAGUUAACAAAUAUAAUCAGUCAAUUAGCCAACAAACGGCCUAUUUCAUUCCCCAUUUGGCAUCUUUAAUGUGCCAAACAUAUUUUGUUGUUGUUGUUGUUGUUUAACCCUUCAGCGUCUCAAACAUCAAACAUGCAAACCUAUUCACAAACUGUCCUACACUGAUUCUUAAUAACUCCAUUGCUUUUGCCUGUCAACACUUCCAUCAGUAAGUAAUUGUUUUGGUGGGUAUGUUGUGUGUAUGCAUGUGAGCUCUUUUUUUUUUUUUUUCUUUUUUUUUAAAUACACUCGGGCCUUGCUGCCCUCAACACUGCCUUCACUUCCUCAAAUGGGUGCUUGCAAUGACAAUAUUAAGCUGUGUCUCUGGAUUUCAGUAUGACCUACAACACAUUCAUCACAGGACAGUCAGUGUGAUUAAUUCAUGUUUUUUCAUGCACAUGUUCUGCAUCAUUCAGUCCAAAGUGUCCACAGUUCAAUAAAGACCUGAAUCACACAGUGGGGAAUGAGUCACAGCACGUCACACUUUGUAAAACACUGUUAGAGCAAAUUAUGCUCGAAUGACAAAAUGUCAUUUACGUCAGAAAGGCCGAGCAGGGUCGAUCUGCUUCCAUAUGUUGGACUGGUAUUGUUUUUGAAAUCUGUGCCUCAUAUUGUGCUUCUGGUCUCACCUCGAGUUACAGGCAAACGCCUUCUACGUGCAUAUCAAGCAAAGCUGAGUGAAAAUGCUAUAGAUUGGAUAGUGGUGUGUGUAUAUGUUGUAACAUUUUUUUUUACUGUUUUUCUGUGAUGUGUUUAUUUGAUAUUCGUAGAAAUACCAACUGAAAAAUACAGAGCUAAUUUGGAGCCCUUGUAUUCAGUAGUGUCUGCCGAUUGAGCAGUUCUGUCAGAGGUUUAACAUGUGUAGCUGUGGUUUCAACUAGGAUUUUCUUUUUUUAUAUUGUGUCAAACUCUUCAUUAAAAUGGCU